This is a messenger RNA of Porites lobata, 3054 nucleotides long. The record is from the annotation of a GenBank genome assembly. NCBI's taxonomy places the organism in Eukaryota, Metazoa, Cnidaria, Anthozoa, Scleractinia, Poritidae.
AUGGGUGGAGAAAACAAAGGUGUUUAUGUUCUUAUGAGUGGUUUGGAUUUGGAGAGACUUGUUUUAGCAGCAGGACCUGUAGGGUAUGUAUGUUUUACUAUUCCUAAAUAUUUUGAUGAUGAGCAGUUAGAGAAGCCUGAUUAAAUAAUUCUCUACAACUGAGAAACAAAACAUUACAACUGCGUCACAGCAAAGUUUUUAAUUGUCGGAAACUACUUCUCUAUUGACAAACAUUUUUUGCUUAUUAGAACUAUAUUAAUUUCAGGCUUGGCCUUCUCCUAUGAAGUUAUUAAAGCAGUUAUGGUGAAAAUGGUUAUGUCCUUUUGUUGCUUUAGUUUGUUAGUCCUCAUUGUUCAUGAUUAUCAUGAGAGCCAUAGUUAUAUUUCAUGAUAUAUAAAGGAAACUCACAUUGUAGCCUCUUGGGUAAAGUCGAAUAAGUGUCAAAUAAUAUUGUACAUGAAUACACGGGUUUCCUGCAUUAGAAACCUUGCUUGACAAUUCCAAUGGAAAAAAAAUGCUAAUCUAAAAAGUACUUUGCAGUGGUUAUAGUACAAAUUGUGUCAAAGAGUUUGAAAUUCUGUAAUAAAGUUUUACAUGCAUGUACAUGUACAUGAAGUUAUAAGAACAAUAAUUUUGUUGUCCUUUUUAUCAAACCAUCAGUCUUAUGCAGGCAUGUGUCGACGUCUCCUUUCCAUAUGCCCAUGUGCGAGAUGCUUUUGGCAAAAAAAUUGGUGAGCACCAGGUAAUCCUCUCCAAUGCAUCAUCAACUGCUGCCGCAGUUUGUUUUUUUACUAUUAUUGCGUAUUUCUAUAAAAACUCAGAGUCAUUAUAGGCAUCAUUAGUUUGCAAAGGUAUUGGAACUAACAUUACUCUAGUCCACAGCUCAAAAUAAUUUUUGGACAGUUGCCGGUCAUGUUGACUGGCGUAACUUAAAGUUUAGGCUCUGGUCUCGUUCCUGACCAGUCAUAUUCUGACAAAGCCACAGACUGAGGUCAUCAGAUGAAUUUAUAACUGCAAGCGGCUAAAAUGUUUUAUGAUUGAACUGUUUUUGUGAUUUAAAGAAUCAUUAUGUGAAUAAAUCUGUUUUCCCAGGUAUUUAUUUGAAAGCCAUGUACUUUGGACCAGUCAAGAUGACCAGCCAGUUAACUGAACGUUUGUCCAGACUUGUAAAUGCUCAUCUGACCUCAUCUUGGCCAGACAUUGUCCAUUGACCAGCCAUUAUUUUGAGCACUGUAAUCUAAGUUGGGUUGUAAAUACCUUUGUGUUUUCUGCUCACCCAACCACACUCUGAUUCACAGUCUGCAUUUUUCCUUUUUUCAUUAGUCAAUACCCCUCCAGAGAUGUAUAAAUAUUGCUUUUUGUUUUCAGUUAAUCCAAGCUAAGAUGGCUGACAUGUACACUCGACUUAAUGCAUGUAGGAGUUAUGUAUACUCUGUUGCUCGUGCUUGUGAUGCUGGACAUGUCAACACUAAGGUUUGUUUAAAAUUCUUCAGUAGAUAAAUGAUUUAGAAAUGUAUUGUAAUGCCCCCCUUUACCAUCUUGGAAGUUGCUAAUCUGCAGUCAGACAACUCUCCUGUCUGCCAAACAUAGGAUAAUAUUACUAAAUGUAGUCUGUCUCCCUCUAGUCAUAGGUACCUUGCAAGUAGAGGUUGCUCUCUCGCAUAGAUUUUAGCGUUUACGAAGUAAUUCACAUGGCUUGUCUGCCAUGUAGUUGGUUUUGUUUUCGCCCUGUGAGAAACUACGCAAACAGACAAGCCAUGUCAGAAAUGACUCCAUAAAUGCUAAAAGCCAUGCAAGAGAGGGUAGUGGUGAGAAUUUUUCUGGUGUAACUCCCUUGAUGUGGAUGCCAAGCUGAAUCAGUUUGGGUCCCCUCCAGGAAUUCACUCCAGGAUCUGUUUUACUGCUUUUGAGUCUAAUUUGCGUAUUGUAAGUAUAAUAAUAAGCAGGACAAGCAUUCAAAUGCCCUGAAGAGCGGGGCAGAAGGGACCUCAGAUACCUUCUCAUUUAGCCUGUAUCACAGAAAGUUGUACAUCAGAUAUUGUGAUAAUUUGCCUGGCUGCACCCCAGGCUAAACUUGUUUGGGCUGUUUUCCCAUUAAAGAUCAUGUGUUGUUCCGAAAUAAAUUCCCCCUUUGUCUUGUGAAUGAAACAGUACAGUUUUCGAGGGUAACAUCACGUGCUCUAUCAAAAGAUAAUCUCUUUUGACACCCCUUUACUGCUUAUAGAGCAAUGCCAUGUUCAUAUCAAAUGCCAAUAUUUUAAUUCAAUUUUCUUUGGUAGGACUGUGCAGGUGUGAUUCUAUAUGCAGCUGAGAAUGCCACCCAGGUCGCAUUAGAUGCUAUUCAAAUUCUAGGUAAGAUUAACUAGAAAAACGUUCUGUUAAUACUGACUUCAGAUUGGAUAAAAUUACGCGCCGCGGGAGUCAUGCCAUAUACGGGAUUUACAUCACAUUAUGCAAAACAAGGUUGCGUUAGGCCUGUUAACACGCAACGUGCACAGAUUUUGUUGCAAAAAGUAGAACCACUCUCUACUUCUGCAACAUUUUUCGCAGCCUGCAAUAACCUGAAUUGUUUCAAGCCAGGUUUGGUUAUAAGGUGUUAAAACGCGCAACAUCGCUAUUCAACUCGUUUUUCAGCAAUGUCAGCUUCCAUUCCUCCCGGGUUAAAUGAUAUUUAGAGUUUGCUUUGACGAGCUUCCGUAGUCUUUUACACUUAGAUUAUUGCAAUCAAGGUAGCUGUAAAGUCAGAGUUUUUACAAAGACUGUCCCGGGCAAAUCUUGGGACUUUACAGUUCUUGAAUUCGCCGCGCUUAAAAGUCCGUGCUCUCCACCAAGCCUUGGGAAAGUCUAACGUUUAGGCGGGCAUCUUAGUUGUAUGUAGCAUUGAUAUUAAUUCGUAUUUUGGUCUUGUUCUUUCAACCAGGUGGAAAUGGUUACAUAAAUGAUUAUCCUACAGGAAGGUUUCUUCGAGAUGCUAAAUUGUAUGAAAUCGGUGCUGGUACAAGUGAAAUAAGAAGAUGGUUAAUAGGAGAGAAAAUCAACUCUGAGUUUCUUUAA